AUGAAUAAAAAUUUUAGUAAUCAUGAUCAUUACUUAUUAAAAUUAAUAAUAUUUACUUUAAUCUUUGUUUGUGAUUGUGAAUGUAGCAGUAAUUAUAAUUAUGUUACACUACCAUCUAGUUAUAGUGUGAUAGGACCAUUCCCAAUUGGCGAGAGAGAAGAAGGUGUAGAUUCAAUGCAGUACUAUACGAAAGUGGCAGGCGGAGGUGCAAACAGUAUAUUCGAUCUACCACGUGAUUCAUCGGUAUCCUAUCCAUCGGAGUUGGGCAAUGAAGGUCGUGUUCGAUGGUUAGAGUACACUGCCAGCUCUAGUGGCUCGCCGCUGCCCUACAACAACUCAUCGUCAUCACUCUCUAUCGAUUACAACGAUAUACCAUGGCAGUUUCUAGAGUCACAACUCAGUUGGAGUGUCUACAUGUGGUAUGGCUAUGCAGUGGGUCAAUUGGGCGUCGAUCAAUCUUCACCAACCGAUAAAUUCAUAAUCUAUUGUACAAAUGUAUUAAGAUAUUAUAUAAUAGAUAACAACAACAAUAGUAAUGUUUAUGAAUUCAUUGGUGAUCUUUAUAACUAUGGAGUUGCUCAACAGGUUGUAACGCUGGUGCCUGGCGGUAACUAUACUGUUUGGAUUAGAUUGCAAUCAUCAGUUAGACAAUUUCUUUCACCACAUGCAGCAUUCAACCUUACAAUUCUACCGUUUUUACAAAGAGAAGAUGAACAGCAACAACCACCAUUUAUUAUUGUAGAAACAGAUAGUUUAAUGUCAUCGGUUGUAGAUGGUUGGUUAGCAAGUACAUACGGAUCGAUUACUUUGUUGAAUGUUGGAGAUUCACCAUUGCCAUUAUCCAACUUGAAAUUAUAUAAUAGCAAAUUAGAAAUAGAUAUUAUAAAUAAUAACAAUAGUAGUUCUUCUUCUUCUUCAAUAAUUAGUAUAUUACCAGGUCAAAGAUACUCAUUAUCAUUCUCAAUCAAUCAAAUUGACGACGAGUUGGAAUGUUCAACAAUAACAAACAAAUCAAUAUUAGAAAUAUCAGUUAUAUAUGAAUCAUCAUCAUCAUCAGCAAUACUUUGGUGGACCGCUUUCUUUUACUUUCUUGGACUACGAUCAAACUGUACAGUAUGCGGUUGCGUUUCCACCUUCUACGCAGUGUGGGAUUGGUCCCCUGCGUUGUAA
Molecule: messenger RNA, 1170 nt
Organism: Heterostelium album PN500
Lineage: Eukaryota; Evosea; Eumycetozoa; Acytosteliales; Acytosteliaceae
Exons: 3
Coding region: 1-1170 (389 amino acids)
Source: RefSeq, a predicted model, not a curated record